UCAAACAUCCUUGUAGGGUUAAAGAAAAAGUAUCGAUUUCAUAUUUUGCUAGUCGAUUAUUUAAAUAUGAUAACUAUGGUCUCUAUUGAAUUCACAAGCACGUUUUGUUUUCACGUUUGAGUUUUUGUCCGCGGAUUUAAAUUUUGUGCUAAUAUUUUUUAUACUUGAAAGAAAUUUUGAUGCUUUGUAAGAGUUCACAUUUUUUAUAAUAUGGAAAAUGAAAACGAACCCUGUGUUGUCAACGAGGUUGACAGUGAAAGCUGUUUGGAACAAGCGUUAACUGCUAUAAAAUCAAUGGAUGAGGAGGCCUAUAAGGAUGAAACAAACAUAGAUUCACUUGAUAUUAAUAUACAGAAUAAGUGUGAAAAUGCUGAAACAACUUUCAUAAAUACCUCUGGAACAAAGGAUUUGGAACCAGAUGAAACCAAAACCCAAGCCUCUAUAGAAAAUUUAAAGACUAUUAACAAUGAUAUGAGCCAACAAGCGGAGGUUGCUGCAAUGAACACUGCCCCUUCGUGCGAAAAUACGGCAAUUGAUGCUGCCAAAAAGGAUACUAUCAUCAUUGAGUCAGUGAUUCAACUUGUACCAGCCCCUAAAGUGCCGAGCAGUGGGACACCUACAGUUGAAACACAGGCGGCCGUUAUGGAGGUACUGGAUAUUAGCCAAACAAAACAGGACGAUGAUACCGUUGUUGCUGUAGAAUCUAGUAAUGUUCCCUUAGAAGCAGAGCAAGCUCUAAGGGGAACACAAGUAGACACUAGUGAAUCUGAUACGACAGCAACAACAAGCUUAGGUAUGCUCUCACAAUAUGGAGAAAACUCAGAUGAAGAUGAAUCUAAUGAAUCCGAAACAGCUUCUGUAGUUGAAGUACCAACAACUAGUAAAAACUAUCGGUCUCAAGUUGUUGAAAUCGACUCGGACUCGACCGAAACCAUUUCCUCAGAUUCUGAAUCCGAAACUGAAGUUGAAUACUUAGCAAAAAUUGCGAAAACCAUCGAAAAGCGCAUUGCUCCCAGUGACGAUGACGAUGAUGAAGAUGAUGACAACGAAGAAGGAGGUACAAAAAAACAUGGGCGUCGCCAACCGCCACGUGUUCGUGGUGAAAUGUUGCUUGACGAAUUGCCUCCUAUACAGGAUCUGCAAAUUUCGGUGCCAGCAGAGGAAUGUAUAGAAUUUGGAAGAGUUCAUUCUAUUGUAGAUCAAUUGUUAUUAGUAAGCGCACUGCCAAACGCCAUUUUACUCGAUUUGGACACAGUUCUUUUUUUGGAGCAAGGCAAACGUGUACUGGGCGAAGUCUUCGAUGUUUUAGGCCAAGUAGCAGAUCCAAUCUAUUGCGUACGUUUCAAUACAAAUCAACACAUACAAGAGAAGGGCAUCAAUGUAGGCGAUAUAGUAUAUGUGGCGCCAAAAACUGAAUAUACCCAAUAUGUGAUACUUUCGAGUCUUAUGAAAAUGCGUGGCUCCGAUGCAUCAUGGGAGAAUGAUAUAGAACCACCACCACGAUAUUUAGAUUACUCGGACGACGAAGAAGAACGCGAAGCAAGACAAAAGUUAAGAAAACAUCGACGCCAGAGCAUUAAAGAAGAACCAGAAGACAGUGAUAAUGAUGCAGAUGAUAUGGAUAAUGAUCCAAUGAAACGUAGCCGAAAGUACGAUAAUAGUGUGGCAACGCAGCAAAGACAAGAAAGAGCUGGCAAUAGCGGGCGUCUCGAUAAUAGGAGAGGACGUCGCGAUAAUAGAGCACAUGCGCCGCGUAACUAUCAGCCGCAACAUAACAGUAGUUGGCACUCACAUUACAACCAACAAUAUCAACCCAGGCCCAGGCCGCCAAUGCAUAAUUACGGUGCACCAUAUAUUAACCCAAAUCAACACCAACGCCCAUUUUAUCGUACACCACCUCCACGACACGCCAAUUUUAAUCCGUAUGCACAUCCACCAACGCAUUUCCAGCAGCCGCAGAUGCUACCACCAACGCAAAUAUCUGCACCACCACCAAUGCACACAAUGCCCCCACCGCAAAUGUCGUUGUCACCACAGAUGCACGCAAUACCUCGACAGACAAAUAUGUAUGUGCCAAAUCCAUUUGCCUUCCGCCCACCAACACUAUCAACAGAACCAAAGUCGGAGGUACCGUCAUCAACAUCAGAGCCAUCUCCACCAGGUGCGGAUUAAGCGCUCAAUUACACCUUAGUUUGUAAUGUUAGAAAUAAGUGCAUUGAAAGUCCUAAAAACUAAUGAAAGACUUUGAAAUACAUGAA
Molecule: messenger RNA, 2258 nt
Organism: Ceratitis capitata (Mediterranean fruit fly)
Lineage: Eukaryota; Metazoa; Arthropoda; Insecta; Diptera; Tephritidae
Product: H/ACA ribonucleoprotein complex non-core subunit NAF1
Exons: 3
Coding region: 211-2172 (653 amino acids)
Biological process (GO): pseudouridine synthesis; ribosome biogenesis; box H/ACA snoRNP assembly
Cellular component (GO): sno(s)RNA-containing ribonucleoprotein complex
Molecular function (GO): RNA binding
Source: RefSeq, a predicted model, not a curated record